UGCACCAGCCCGGCCGCCGCUAAGCAACAGCACUUAUACUCCGAGAGCGCACGGUGAGCACGGAAACUCCACCUAACGCUGUAUUUAUCGGCUUCACAAUCCGUCUACUAUGGAGCUAAACGACGCCAACCUCCAAACGCUGACCGAGUACCUGCGGCAAACACUAAACCCCGAUCCUCUUGUCAGGCGUCCAGCGGAGAAGUUCCUGGAGUCGGUGGAAGGCAGUCAGAACUACCCCAUCCUCUUACUGACGACGCUAGAGAAGUCUCAGGACGACGUGAUCCGAGUCUGUGCAGCCGUCACCUUUAAAAACUACAUCAAGAGGAACUGGCGCAUUAUUGAAGAUGAACUGAACAAAAUUUCUGAUUCGGACCGGACAGCUAUUAAGGCGAACAUUGUGAAUUUGAUGCUGACCAGUCCGGAGCAGAUACAGAAACAGCUGAGUGAUGCCAUCAGUAUCAUUGGGCGAGAAGAUUUCCCUCAGAAGUGGCCUGAUCUCCUGACGGAGAUGGUGACACGGUUCCAGAGUGGAGAUUUCCACAUUAUAAACGGCGUGCUACGCACCGCUCACUCACUUUUUAAGCGGUAUCGGCAUGAGUUCAAGUCUAAUGAGCUGUGGCAAGAGAUCAAAUUGGUGUUGGAUACUUUUGCCCAGCCUCUUACCGAGCUCUUUAAGGCUACAAUCGACCUGUGUCAGACUCAUGCUACUGAUGUCAACGCUUUGAAGGUCCUCUUCUCCUCCCUCACACUCAUAUCAAAGCUGUUCUACAGUCUUAACUUUCAGGAUCUUCCGGAGUUCUUUGAAGACAACAUGGAGACAUGGAUGACGCAUUUUCACAAUUUAUUAACCUUGGAUAACAAGCUCUUACAGACUGAUGAUGAGGAGGAAGCUGGUCUCUUGGAGCUGCUGAAAUCUCAGAUCUGUGAUAAUGCAGCUCUUUAUGCUCAGAAGUACGACGAGGAGUUUCAGCCCUACCUGCCUCGCUUUGUCACAGCCAUCUGGAACCUGCUGGUCACCACGGGGCAAGAGGUCAAAUAUGAUUUGCUGGUGAGCAAUGCCAUCCAGUUCCUGGCAUCGGUGUGCGAGAGGCCACACUACAAGAAUCUGUUUGAAGAUCAGAACACGCUCACCAGCAUCUGCGAAAAGGUCAUCGUCCCCAACAUGGAAUUCAGAAGUGCGGAUGAAGAAGCAUUUGAGGACAAUUCAGAAGAGUAUAUCAUAAGAGACCUUGAAGGCUCAGACAUUGACACGAGGCGACGGGCUGCCUGUGACCUGGUGCGAGGACUUUGCAAAUUUUUUGAGGGUCCUGUGACGGCCAUUUUCUCAGGCUACGUAAACUCCAUGCUGACUGAAUACGCCAAGAACCCAGCAGUGAACUGGAAGCACAAAGACGCUGCGAUCUACCUAGUAACCUCACUAGCCUCCAAAGCCCAGACACAGAAGCAUGGGAUCACACAAGCCAACGAGCUGGUGAACCUGACUGAGUUCUUCGUGAGCCACAUCCUACCUGACCUGAGGUCUCCCAAUGUAAACGAGUUUCCUGUCUUAAAAGCAGAUGCCAUAAAAUAUGUUAUGACUUUCAGAAGUCAGCUUCCCAAGGAGCAGCUGCUAGAGACCCUUCCUCUGCUGAUUGCGCACCUGCGGGCCGAGAGCACUGUGCAGCACACCUAUGCAGCUCAUGCUUUAGAGCGACUCUUCACCAUGAGAGGAACCAACAACUCAACACUCUUUUCAGCUCCUGAGAUUGCACCUUUCACAGACCAGCUCCUCAACAACUUGUUUAACGCUCUGGCAAUACCUGGCUCGUCGGAGAAUGAAUACAUAAUGAAAGCCAUCAUGCGAAGUUUCUCACUUCUCCAGGAGGCCAUCGUGCCGUAUAUACCUACACUGAUCGGCCAACUCACCCAGAAACUCCUUCUAGUUAGCAAGAAUCCCAGCAAACCCCAUUUCAACCACUACCUGUUUGAGUCACUGUGCUUGUCCAUCCGGAUCACCUGUAAGGCCAACCCUGUGACUGUGGGCAGCUUUGAGGAGGCACUCUUCCCCGUGUUCACAGAGAUUCUUCAGAACGACGUGCAGGAGUUUGUGCCGUACGUGUUCCAGGUCAUGUCUUUACUCCUAGAGAUCCACACUAGUGCUAUCCCUUCCUCCUACAUGGCCCUGUUCCCCCACUUGCUGCAGCCUGUCUUAUGGGAGCGCACAGGUAACAUCCCACCUCUGGUGCGCCUUCUGCAGGCCUACCUGGAGAAAGGAGGAGGCAACAUUGCCAGCUCGGCCGCAGAUAAAAUCCCUGGUCUCCUUGGAGUGUUCCAGAAGCUCAUCGCCUCUAAGGCCAACGACCACCAGGGCUUCUACCUGCUUAAUAGUAUAGUGGAGCACAUGCCCCAAGAAUCGAUUAGUCAGUACAGAAAGCAGAUUUUCAUCCUGCUCUUCCAAAGAUUGCAGAGCUCCAAGACUACCAAGUUCAUAAAAAGUUUCCUCGUCUUUAUUAACCUCUACAGUGUUAAGUAUGGGGCGAUUGCAUUACAAGAGAUAUUUGAUGACAUCCAGCCAAAGAUGUUUGGCAUGGUGUUGGAGAAGAUCGUGAUCCCAGAAGUGCAGAAAGUAUCAGGGCAGGUGGAGAAGAAGAUCUGUGCAGUAGGCAUCACCAAAAUCCUCACAGAGUGCCCGGCUAUGAUGGACACAGAGUACACCAAGCUCUGGCCUCUUGUCCUCCAGGCCCUGAUCGGUUUGUUCGAGCUGCCGGAGGAUGACAGCAUCCCUGACGAUGAGCACUUCAUUGACAUCGAGGACACACCGGGUUACCAAACCGCCUUUUCCCAGCUGGCCUUCGCUGGAAAGAAGGAGCACGAUCCUAUUGGAGAUGCUGUCAAUAACCCUAAAAUCCUACUGGCCCAGUCCUUACACAAGCUCUCUACAGCCUGCCCUGGGAGGGUUACCUCCAUGCUGAGUACAAGUCUAAGCGCCGAAGCACUGCAGUUUUUGCAGGGUUACCUCCAGGCGGCUUCGGUCCAGCUCGUCUAAGGCAGAUGCUAUCGUCACUUCGGCCUCAGUGUCUGUGUGCAUUCAGACUGAUGUAACUAAACACCCACCAACAGAAGUAACAUCUUGUACCCUCGAGCAUCACAGCUGCGUUUUUAGAAUGGACGUUGACCGAGCAGAACAUAGCAAAGAUACCCGAGUAAAGAAGACACGCUGCUUUGUCCACACACUCGACACCACCCAGUUACAGAUUUGUGAUCUUGCAAUUCGAUCAGACUCUUCGCAUCUGUUAACAGUCCACAGACAUCAAAACAUACAGGCUCUCUAAAAUGUUCAAAAGUGACAUCUUGGACAACAUAAACACGAUUACAUUUGAUGUCUUUAACAUUAAGUGGGAUUUUGUUUCUCCAUAUAGAUCCAGGAGUGGUUUUUACUGGUUAAAUAAGGGCUGUCAUUGUGGCACUUAAAAAAAAUCAUAGCUCUUUUUCUUUGUUGCAUGUCAGUGUUUUUGUCCGGUCUUAGUUUUAAGGCUUUGUCUAAUUGUUAAUAAAGAAAGGCACUUGUAUAAUU
This is a messenger RNA of Clarias gariepinus (North African catfish), 3553 nucleotides long. It is a transcript of the gene cse1l, whose product is annotated as CSE1 chromosome segregation 1-like (yeast). The record is from RefSeq and is a predicted model, not a curated record. Gene Ontology annotation, molecular function: small GTPase binding; nuclear export signal receptor activity. Bases 110 to 3025 code for a protein of 971 amino acids. Gene Ontology annotation, biological process: protein export from nucleus; protein import into nucleus. The transcript has 25 exons. Gene Ontology annotation, cellular component: cytosol; nuclear envelope. NCBI's taxonomy places the organism in Eukaryota, Metazoa, Chordata, Actinopteri, Siluriformes, Clariidae.